Oncorhynchus gorbuscha (pink salmon) is the source of this 3421-nucleotide messenger RNA. Its product is annotated as F-box/WD repeat-containing protein 9-like. Gene Ontology annotation, biological process: protein polyubiquitination. Lineage: Eukaryota; Metazoa; Chordata; Actinopteri; Salmoniformes; Salmonidae. The coding region runs from base 565 to 2343 and encodes 592 amino acids. Gene Ontology annotation, molecular function: protein binding; ubiquitin-like ligase-substrate adaptor activity. The transcript has 8 exons. The record is from RefSeq and is a predicted model, not a curated record. Gene Ontology annotation, cellular component: SCF ubiquitin ligase complex.
AAACCCCAUUUGUUAGGGUCGUCGCGUCACUGGCAGUCAUAAACCGUACCUAUUUCUAGAAUUUAUCUUAUUAAAAUCUCAUUUUAAACGUAACCUUAACCACACUGCUCACCUUGUUUUUACAAUACAGCUAUCUAGCUAGUGGAAACCUAAUUUGAAUGAAGGAUCAACUUCUGACUGUAGCUAGCAACUCAUUUCUAACUGAUUUUUUAGAGAAGAAGAAUCAGUCAGUAUUUUCUUUAAAUAUCGAGGAGCUGAUUAGCACAGUUGUGAACUUGUGCAUGUGAUCAGUUCCAGGAUUACUCGCUUGAUUGGCAAACAAAGACCAUCUUGCAAGUUAGCGUGCUUGACACUGAUAGUAUGGUACCAGCCAACGCCCGGUAGUAACCGUCGCUGUCUAUCUGUUAGGCUUUUUCGUCUCGCACCGUGCUCAUAUUGAGAAUAUUCAUUAUACAGUUAAAACAAGAGAAGGCAUACGAGGACUGACUAAGGCUACUGCUGUCAAAUGAACUGUCUGUCGGACCUCCCCAUAAGUGACAUAGGGAAGUGUGGUAAGUGGAGUGGAUGUCUGAGCCUCGGGUCACUGUGGGGCAUGAUGAGGCAGGGGCCGGGAGAGGGGAGAAAGAAGCUAAAUCGGCACCACUGAAACAGCCCUCCAAUGAAGCCUCCAGGCCUGGACAGCUGGGGCUGCCCCCAGGCUCUCAGCUCCCUUCUACUGAACCGAGCCCCUCCCCGUCUGCUGAAGGAAGCGGCUUGCUGUCGUUGCCGUGGGAGAUGGUGGCUCGCAUCGCCUCGCACCUCUCGGCACAGUGUGUCAUCACGGUCCUGCCACAGGUGUGUCACACCCUGGGAAAUGUGGGUAAGGACAGCACGGCGUGGCAGUUGCGGGCACGCAGGCUAACUGGCCCCAGAGCUUCCUUCCCCGUGGGGCCACGAGAUGGCUUUGACUGGCCCUCGGCCUGCCUGGAGAUGGAGGAGCUGAUCACUUGCUGGACGGGCCAGGGGGAGAGGGCUGCCAGGGAAGCCGAGCAGGCAGAGAGGGAGAGAGAGGUGGAGAGGGCCCAGGAGAGGGAAAGGGAUAGAGAGGCCCUGGCAGAGGAAGGGAUUGGAGAGUGGGAGGAGGUGGAAGAGGGCAGACCCCAAGUGGAUGAAGGGGUAGAUGAAGUGGGUUUUCAAGUGGAGGGCGUGAUGGCGGUAGCAUGGGAUAGGGAGGAGUUGCUAGAGGAGGGAGAUAUGCCGGGAGUUGGGGAGGAGAGGCAGGAGGCUGCAGCCGAGGCCCUGAUAGAGGAGGAGAGAGAUGACGAACAAGGUGUCCUGGAGGCCAUCGAGGUGGAGGAGAGAGUGGGAGUUUUGGCAGAUAGAGACGGUCAAGAUUACAUAGCGGGCCUGAGAUUGGGAAGCGAGGGGGAGAAAAACAGGUCCAGCCGCACUCCCAGUCCUCCCCCAGCCCUGGAGCGCCUCUCCCUCCCCUCGGGGCACAUCGCUGAGGUAAACUCGGUCCUCUUGGUAGGGGGCGAUGGGGCGUUGUGUGCCUCAGGCUCCCGUGACAGGAACGUGAACCUGUGGGACCUAGGGGGAGGGGGCUCCACGGGCAGGCUGCUCCAUACACUGGGGGGCCAGGGCCUCUUCAGCACCCACAAAGGCUGGGUGUGGUGCCUGGCGGCCCGGGGACCCCUGCUGGCCUCGGGCUCCUUCGACAGCACAGUGCGGCUAUGGGACCUGGGGGCCCAAGGAGCUGAGAGGGGCCUAAUCAUGGCCCGGGCUGCCGUGCUCUGCCUGGCCCUCCCCCAGAAGGACAUGCUGCUGGCCGGCACCUACGACAAGAAGGUCAGCGUCUACGACACAAGAGUGGCGGCACCUCUGGUAAAGAGCCUGCGUCUCCAUAGCAACGCGGUGCUGUGCCUGGUAGCGGAUGAGCAGUACAUCCUUUCUGGGAGUAAAGACCGCACUGUGGUCAUCUACGACCGAAGAGCAGGGAAAACCCUACAGAAACUACAGCUGGGCUCCUACCUGCUGUCAAUGUGCUACAGUGACAGUGAGGUGUGGGCGGGGGACAACCAGGGCAUGCUCCAUGCCUUCUCCAUGCAGGCCGGUUUCUUCAAGCCCCUCUCCCAGUUCGACGUGGGACACACCUCACUGGUCACUGGCAUUCACAGGUCCCCUGGGAGCCUCUACACCUGCUCCGCUGACCGCACCAUCAAGGUGCACCUCCCCUGUGCCCCUCCAAGGACGCUGUGCACACUGCACCACCAAGCAGGCGUCAAUGGGUUGAGUGUCGAAGCAGGAGUGCUGGCGAUCGCGUCAGGAGAAAUGUGUGUGGAGGUGUGGAGGGUCAGGAGGUGAGGGGGGCCACACCCACCCUAAUCUACUUACGUUCCUGAAGUGAUGCAAGAUGACUGACGUAUAAUGGUCUGUCAUUUAAAUGAUAUACUUUCUCAUACUGUAUGCUGUGAGAAUGUUGACGUGAAGGACCAGUGCUCUUAGCUUUACCCAAAAAACUAUAUACAAGCCAAACAUAUUUAGUAUGUCUGUGUGAUUCCCAUGUAUUUUAUCAAAGAAAAUAAGAAAAGAACACAAAGGCUUCCUUAACUAAUGUAAAAGGCCUAAGAUAAUAGUACUUCAUGGUGUAGUUCUGUCUGUGUCCCUGUGUUGUUGACCCAGCACUCGUUCAAACGAUUUCACAUAAACUGGAUUUGGGAGUUAAUUUGAGGCACAGCACUACUGAAGGGUUUUAAACACUUGUACAUGAUUUGAUUUUGCAAUGACCUGGUUUUAGCUUGUUAAUUAAAAUGACAUUCCAGACAGUUGGUCUCUAGAAAAUAGAUUAAGUAUUUUUCUCAUUGACAAUUGAAACAGAUUCGGAAACACAAUGGAAAGAAUCAGUCAAGCCGUUCUGACACACUGAUUGUAAAGUAUUUUGGUCGAACUGUCAUAAUGUGUGUAGUGGCGUUCUUCUACUCAGUACCACAGCACUUGUUUGUCAAUUACACUGGUUUGAGUUCUUCCUCUUUGUGAUUCUCUCUUAGGGUAACUACUUUACCAACUCUUAACGUUUUUAUUUAAUUCUGCACUGUUGAGGAAAGCGCUGUACCGUUACACACGUGACAAAAUCAACUUUGAUUUGAAUCUGUAGUGUCCCAGCAUCCACCUCGCUCAAGUGGCUCAUUUGAGUGCAAAACCCAAUAGUACUGCAUUGUUCACUAAUUAUUUGUUACAAGUUUAUUUUAUUUUAUUACACACACUGUCCUUAGCAACAAUCAAUCUCCAUGCCAACUCCUUAUCUGCAACCCUUCUUCACCUGCUGCAAGAGUCCUCUGACUGCAUAGAAAUACCCAAAUGAUUCAGAUUUUGUAAAUAUGCAUUUGUGAAUAUGCAAUGUGUGACUUCUUUUGUUAUGAAUAAAAUGUUUACACUCAAUGAA